UUCUGGUGCACGCGAGCAGAAAUCGGGAGGAAUGUGGUGAACCCUAGACUGCUUUGAGUGCCUUUUGUCUUUGUAUCUGACCGUUUUCAAUACACUGUUCCAUCGUCCUUUGGAAAAAAAACAAUUAAUCUCACAUUCUGUAUAGCUUUUUAAAGCCGUCGUUCCGGAAAAAUAUGGGGAAUUGCCACACGGUAGGACCAAACGAAGCCUUGGUGGUAUCAGGUGGCUGCUGUGGCUCUGAUGAGAAGAGCUAUACAGUGGGCGGCUGGGCCUGGGCAUGGUGGCUUAUCACCGACAUUCAGAAGAUAACCCUUGAGAUUAUGACCCUGCAACCCAAGUGUGAGGAUGUAGAGACAGCGGAGGGGGUAGCUAUUACUGUCACAGGUGUGGCACAGGUGAAGGUCAUGACCGACAAUGAGCUGCUGGGUUAUGCCUGUGAACAGUUCCUGGGCAAGACCGUGGCAGAGAUUAAAAGUGUCAUUCUGCAGACGCUGGAAGGUCACCUGCGCUCUAUUCUGGGGACUCUGACUGUGGAGCAGAUCUACCAGGAUAGGGAUCAGUUUGCCAAGCUGGUGAGGGAGGUGGCGGCACCUGAUGUGGGCAGGAUGGGCAUUGAGAUCCUAAGCUUUACUAUCAAGGAUGUGUAUGAUAAAGUGGAAUAUUUGAGCUCCUUGGGUAAAUCCCAGACUGCUGCUGUUCAGAGAGAUGCUGACAUUGGUGUAGCUGAAGCAGAGAGAGACGCUGGAAUCAGGGAAGCAGAAUGUAAGAAAGAGAUGAUGGAUGUUAAAUUCCAAGCCGAUACAAGAAUGGCAAACUCAAAGAGAGAGCUGGAGAUGCAGAAGGCUGCCUUCAAUCAAGAAGUGAACACAAAGAAAGCUGAGGCGCAAUUGGCCUAUGAGCUCCAGGCAGCCAAGGAGCAGCAGAAGAUCAGACUGGAGGAGAUUGAGAUCGAGGUGGUUCAGAGGAAGAAGCAGAUCACCAUUGAGGAGAAAGAGAUCCUCAGGACAGAUAAAGAGCUGAUCGCCACCGUGAGGAGACCAGCUGAGGCUGAAGCCUACAAGAUGCAGCAGCUCGCAGAGGCACAGAAGAUAAAGAAGGUGUUGACGGCACAGGCUGAAGCGGAGAAGAUCAAGCGUAUUGGAGAAGCAGAGGCCGGCUCCAUUGAGGCUGUGGGUAAAGCCGAAGCAGAGAAGAUGAGGCUCAAAGCUGAGGCCUAUCAGCAGUACGGAGAGGCUGCAAAGACUGCCCUCGUCCUGGAGGCUCUGCCAAAGAUUGCCGAACAGGUGGCAGCACCCUUAAGUCGUACCAAUGAGAUUGUGAUCCUGAGCAGCGAUGGUGGCCGUAUAACUGGGGAAGUGAAUCGUCUGUUGGCUGAACUACCGGUGUCUGUAAACGCCCUCACAGGCGUGGAUCUCUCCAAGAUCCCUUUGCUUCAGAAAAUGACCAAUCCUCAAGCUUGAACAUGCUUCUUCCACUCUGCUGCCUUUCCAACACUCCCACAUUGAUUGCCUUGAAAAGAAACACAAGCUGUUUUCUUUUUACAGAAAUUAGGAAUUGUUUUUUUUAGACCCCUGGUGCCUUACCUCUGCAGGACCAGAAUUUCUGCAUGUGCUCUUGUUUUCGUCACUUAUAUCCUUUUUUGUUUGUUUUGUUGAAACAACAUACCUCAAUUAUUGUUAAUCACAUAACUGUUUCAUAAAAUUCACUAGUGGGAAGCUGCAGAUGUGUGUGUAUCUAGUGAUUUAGAGUAUCUAAAAGUAUUUCCAUUUGACUGGGUAGCUAAGGUUGUAUUCAGUUACGCUUAUGCGAUGUACUGUAUGAAGAUAUAUAGAAGUAUAGAGUAGAAUAGCCGUUAGGUUUCUUAUAGCAUGUUUAUUGGAUUGAUCAACUGGGCCUUUGAAAUCAUUCAUCAUUAUGAUAUUUUCUGUUCAGGUCAAAU
Molecule: messenger RNA, 1939 nt
Organism: Carassius carassius (crucian carp)
Lineage: Eukaryota; Metazoa; Chordata; Actinopteri; Cypriniformes; Cyprinidae
Product: flotillin-2a
Exons: 11
Coding region: 174-1460 (428 amino acids)
Biological process (GO): regulation of myoblast differentiation; protein localization to plasma membrane
Cellular component (GO): plasma membrane
Source: RefSeq, a predicted model, not a curated record